This is a messenger RNA of Aspergillus wentii DTO 134E9, 7417 nucleotides long. RefSeq names its product U4/U6-U5 snRNP complex subunit PRP8 (gene prp8). Gene Ontology annotation, molecular function: U5 snRNA binding; pre-mRNA intronic binding; U1 snRNA binding. Gene Ontology annotation, cellular component: U5 snRNP; catalytic step 2 spliceosome. Gene Ontology annotation, biological process: mRNA splicing, via spliceosome; spliceosomal tri-snRNP complex assembly. The coding region runs from base 236 to 7300 and encodes 2354 amino acids. The transcript is spliced from 2 exons. NCBI's taxonomy places the organism in Eukaryota, Fungi, Ascomycota, Eurotiomycetes, Eurotiales, Aspergillaceae. The record is from RefSeq and is a predicted model, not a curated record.
GAGACGCCUUCCAUCACCCGUCGUGAGAAGGAGAUCGUCCAGGUGUCGGUUUUUCUUCUUCCGGGCUUUUAUUUUCAUCUAUUUAAUACUAUUUUUCUGAUUCUUGCUGUUUUCUCUGACCGCCCGGUCGCAGAGUUUGAGCAAUUCCAUGCCCGUUCUCGACGUGAUUUGACGCGACCUUUCAACACACGUCAAUCGAGAUUGAGAGAGGGAUCUUUCAUCAACCACCAUCACAAUGGCAUCUUUGCCUCCUCCUCCUCCCCCUCCGGGAUGGGGCGCCGCUCCUCCUUCAUUGCCUCUGGCUCCUCCGCCCCCAGGAUACCAGCCGCCAGCUGAUCCGAAUGUCGCAAAGUUUGCCCAGAAGAAAAACGAAUGGCUGCGAACACAGCGCAACCGCUUCGGCGAGAAAAGGAAGGGUGGAUUCGUCGAAACCCAAAAAGCAGAUAUGCCGCCCGAGCAUCUGCGAAAAAUCAUACGGGAUAUUGGCGAUGUAUCGCAGAAAAAGUUCACCAACGAGAAGCGUAGCUAUCUCGGCGCGCUCAAGUUUAUGCCUCACGCCGUGUUGAAGCUGCUGGAGAACAUGCCCAUGCCUUGGGAGUCCGACAAGGAAGUCAAGGUGUUAUACCACGUUAAUGGCUGCCUGACAAUGGUUAACGAGACCCCCAGGGUCAUCGAGCCGGUCUUCCAUGCUCAGUGGGCGACAAUGUGGGUGUGUAUGCGGAGAGAAAAGAGUGACCGAAGACAUUUCAAGCGAAUGCGCUUCCCUCCAUUCGAUGACGAAGAACCUCCGCUGUCGUGGUCGGAGAACAUUGAAGAUGUUGAGCCGCUAGAACCGAUCCAGAUGGAGCUUGACGAGUCUGAAGAUGCUCCCGUCUACGAGUGGCUGUACGACCACCGACCUCUCCUCGAUACCCCCCAUGUCAACGGUCCUAGCUAUAAAAAGUGGAACCUUACACUCCCUCAGAUGGCGACUCUCUAUCGAUUAAGUCACCAACUGCUCAGUGAUGUCGUCGACCAAAACUACUUCCACAUGUUCGAUCUUAAUAGUUUCUUCACCGCAAAGGCGCUCAACGUCGCUAUCCCCGGUGGCCCUCGUUUCGAGCCUUUGUACAAAGAUAUUGACCCCAACGACGAGGACUUUAGUGAAUUCAACGCGAUUGACCGCAUCAUCUUCCGCGCUCCCAUUCGGACCGAAUACAGAGUCGAAUACCCUUUCUUGUACAAUACCCUGCCAAGAAGUGUGAAGAUUUCUUGGUACUCCCACCCCCAAGUUGUAUAUGUUCGAACCGACGACCCCAACCUCCCAGCCUUUUACUUUGACCCUGUUAUUAAUCCGAUCUCGUCCCGCUCCGUCGCCCCCAAGAAUAUCACCGUUAGCCAUGAAGAUGAGAUCUUUGGGGAGGGCAAUAAUGAGGAUGAUGAAUUCGAGCUGCCAGGAGAGGUUGAGCCCUUCUUCGGUGAUGAGGAGCUCUACACCCCUGAGACCGCAUCGGCCAUCGCUCUUUGGUGGGCACCUCAUCCAUUCAACAAGCGUUCUGGAAAGAUGGUCCGUGCACAGGAUGUGCCGUUGGUGAAGCAGUGGUAUCUGGAGCAUUGCCCACAGGGACAGCCCGUCAAGGUCCGCGUGUCAUACCAGAAGCUUCUCAAGACUUAUGUGCUUAAUGAGCUGCAUAAGAAGAAGCCCAAGGCUCAGAGCAAACAGAAUCUGCUCAAGACCUUGAAGUCGACAAAGUUCUUCCAGCAGACAACCAUUGACUGGGUUGAAGCUGGUUUGCAAGUCUGCCGACAAGGUUUCAACAUGCUUAACCUCUUGAUCCACCGAAAGAACUUGACCUACCUGCAUCUUGAUUACAACUUCAACUUGAAGCCAGUCAAGACCUUGACCACCAAGGAGCGAAAGAAGUCUCGUUUCGGAAACGCGUUCCACCUGAUGCGAGAAAUUCUGCGUCUCACCAAGCUCAUUGUUGACGCUCAAGUUCAGUACCGUUUGGGCAACAUUGAUGCUUUCCAACUGGCUGACGGUAUCCUCUAUGCUUUCAACCACGUCGGACAGCUGACCGGUAUGUACCGUUACAAGUACAAGCUGAUGCACCAGAUCCGUUCCUGCAAGGAUUUGAAGCACCUGAUCUACUACCGAUUCAACUCUGGACCAGUCGGCAAAGGUCCCGGUUGCGGUUUCUGGGCACCCGCCUGGCGUGUCUGGUUGUUCUUCAUGCGCGGUAUCAUUCCUCUGCUUGAGAGAUGGCUCGGAAACCUGCUAUCUCGUCAGUUUGAGGGACGUCACAGCAAGGGUGUUGCCAAGACUGUCACCAAACAGCGUGUGGAGUCUCACUUCGAUCUUGAGCUGCGUGCCUCCGUCAUGGCAGAUUUGAUGGACAUGAUGCCCGAGGGUAUCAAGCAGAACAAGGUCAACACCGUCCUCCAACAUCUUUCGGAAGCGUGGAGAUGCUGGAAGAGUAACAUUCCCUGGAAGGUGCCUGGUCUUCCCGCCCCUAUCGAAAACAUCAUCCUUCGAUACGUCAAGAGCAAGGCCGACUGGUGGAUUUCUGUCGCACACUACAACCGAGAGAGAAUUCGCCGAGGUGCCACUGUAGACAAGACGGUUGCAAAGAAGAACCUGGGUCGACUUACUCGAUUAUGGCUCAAGUCCGAACAAGAAAGACAGCACAACUAUCUCAAGGAUGGUCCAUAUGUCUCUUCCGAAGAGGCCGUGGCGAUUUAUACCACCAUGGUCCACUGGCUUGAGUCCCGCAAGUUCUCUCCUAUUCCUUUCCCCAGUGUAUCUUACAAGCACGACACAAAGAUUCUGAUUCUCGCCCUGGAGCGUUUGCGUGAGGCAUACUCUGUCAAGGGUAGACUCAACCAGAGUCAGCGUGAGGAACUCGCCCUGAUUGAGCAGGCUUACGAUUCUCCUGGAACUACACUGGCGAGAAUUAAGCGAUUCCUUCUCACCCAGAGAGCUUUCAAGGAAGUCGGCAUCGACAUGAACGACAACUACAGCAACAUUAACCCCGUUUAUGAUGUUGAGCCCAUUGAAAAGAUUACCGAUGCCUACCUCGACCAAUACCUCUGGUACCAGGCUGAACAGCGCCACCUUUUCCCUGCCUGGAUCAAGCCUUCGGAUUCCGAAGUUCCUCCUCUCCUUACCUACAAGUGGGCUCAGGGUAUCAACAACUUGUCCAACGUCUGGGAGACUGCCGAUGGCGAAACCAACGUUAUGAUCGAGACUGAACUCUCCAAGGUCUACGAGAAGAUAGAUCUGACCUUGUUGAACCGAAUGCUGCGCCUGAUUAUGGACCACAACUUGGCUGACUACAUCACCUCCAAGAACAACGUCCAGCUCAGCUACAAGGACAUGAACCAUACCAACAGUUACGGAAUGAUCCGGGGUCUUCAGUUCUCCGGUUUCGUCUUCCAGUUCUACGGUCUGAUGAUUGACUUGCUUCUUCUUGGUUUGCAGAGAGCCAGUGAUAUGGCUGGUCCGCCCCAGAGCCCCAAUGACUUCCUGCAGUUCCGGGACCGUGCCACAGAAACCAGACACCCGAUCCGUCUGUACACUCGUUACGUCGACAAGAUCUGGGUCUUCCUUCGAUUCUCUGCAGAUGAAUCUCGAGACCUGAUCCAGCGAUUCCUAACUGAGAACCCGGACCCUAACUUUGAAAACGUCAUUGGCUACAAGAACAAGAAGUGCUGGCCUCGCGAUUGCCGUAUGCGCUUGAUGCGACACGAUGUCAACCUUGGUCGGGCUGCAUUCUGGGAUUUGAAGAACCGUCUGCCGAGAUCCAUCACCACGAUUGAUUGGGAUGACACUUUCUCCAGCGUGUACAGCAAGGAUAACCCUAACCUCUUGUUCUCCAUGUCUGGCUUUGAGGUUCGCAUUCUUCCCAAGAUUCGCAACCAGAAUGAAGAGUUCUCGGUCAAGGACAGUGUCUGGUCUCUCGUGGAUGGAACGACCAAGGAACGUACUGCCCACGCUUUCCUCCAAGUUACGGAAGAAGACAUUCAGAAGUUCAACAACCGAAUCCGCCAGAUUCUUAUGUCUUCUGGAUCCACGACCUUUACCAAGAUUGCCAACAAGUGGAACACAGCCUUGAUUGCGCUCUUCACCUACUACCGUGAGGCCGCUGUUUCGACUGUUAACCUUCUUGACACCAUCGUGAAGUGCGAGACCAAGAUUCAGACACGUGUUAAGAUUGGACUGAACUCCAAGAUGCCUUCGCGUUUCCCACCUGCGGUGUUCUACACGCCAAAGGAACUGGGAGGUUUGGGUAUGAUCUCUGGAUCGCACAUUCUCAUUCCUGCCAGCGACAAGCGGUGGUCGAAGCAGACGGAUACCGGAAUUACUCACUUCCGGGCGGGUAUGUCACAUGACGAGGAAACUCUAAUUCCGAACAUCUUCCGCUAUAUCAUUCCAUGGGAAGCUGAGUUCAUCGAUUCUCAACGUGUGUGGAUGGAGUAUUCGCAGAAGCGAAUGGAAGCUCAGCAGCAGAACCGACGUUUGACAUUGGAGGAUCUCGAGGAUAGCUGGGACCGCGGUCUCCCGCGUAUCAACACCUUGUUCCAAAAGGAUCGAAGCACGCUCAGUUUCGACAAGGGUUUCCGACUUAGGGCUGAAUUCAAGCAGUACCAGCUGAUGAAGAGCAAUCCUUUCUGGUGGACUAGCCAGAGACAUGACGGAAAAUUGUGGAAUUUGAACGCUUACCGUACCGAUGUCAUCCAAGCGCUUGGCGGAGUGGAAACGAUUCUCGAACACACCUUGUUCAAAGCAACAGCUUUUCCAUCCUGGGAGGGUCUCUUUUGGGAGAGAGCAUCAGGUUUUGAAGAGUCGAUGAAGUUCAAAAAGCUUACUAAUGCGCAGAGAUCCGGUUUGAACCAGAUUCCCAACCGUCGGUUCACUCUCUGGUGGUCUCCUACCAUUAACCGAGCCAAUGUUUAUGUUGGUUUCCAGGUGCAGCUUGAUCUUACCGGUAUCUUCUUGCACGGAAAGAUCCCUACCCUCAAGAUUUCCUUGAUUCAGAUCUUCCGUGCCCACUUGUGGCAGAAGAUUCACGAGUCUGUGGUCAUGGACCUGUGUCAAGUCUUCGAUCAGGAGUUGGAGCAGUUGGGUAUUGAGGCUGUCCAGAAGGAAACCAUUCACCCGCGUAAAUCCUACAAGAUGAACAGUUCCUGCGCGGACAUUCUCCUUUUCGCAACCAACAAGUGGAAUGUGACCAGACCUUCCGUUCUGUUCGAUACCAAGGACGUUUACGAGCCUACUACGACAAACAAGUUCUGGCUUGAUGUGCAACUUAGAUACGGUGAUUACGACUCUCACGACAUUGAACGUUACGUCCGUGCCAAGUACCUUGAUUACACGACAGACAGCAUGAGUAUCUAUCCUUCUGCCACUGGUCUCAUGAUCGGAGUUGACCUUGCGUACAACCUGUACUCUGCAUAUGGUCAAUACUUCCCUGGUCUGAAGACCUUGAUCCAGCAAGCCAUGGCCAAGGUUAUGAAGGCAAACCCUGCCUUGUAUGUGCUGAGAGAGCGUAUCAGGAAGGGUCUGCAGCUCUACGCCUCCGAGAGCAACCAGGAGUUCCUCAACUCGCAGAACUAUUCCGAGCUUUUCAGCCCGCAAAUCCAGCUGUUCAUUGACGAUACCAAUGUCUACCGUGUCACCAUUCACAAGACAUUUGAAGGAAACUUGACCACCAAGCCCAUCAACGGUGCCAUCUUCAUCUUCAACCCUCGUACUGGACAACUUUUCUUGAAGAUCAUCCACACAAGCGUCUGGGCCGGACAGAAGCGUCUGGGUCAGUUGGCCAAGUGGAAGACUGCGGAGGAAGUCGCGGCACUUAUCCGUUCCCUGCCAGUUGAAGAACAACCGAAGCAGCUUAUUGUCACUCGAAAGGGUCUCCUUGAUCCCCUCGAAGUCCAUCUCCUCGAUUUCCCCAACAUUUCUAUUCGCGCGUCCGAGCUUCAACUUCCUUUCCAGGCUGCUAUGAAGGUCGAGAAGCUUGCGGAUAUGAUUCUGCGGGCAACUGAGCCCCAGAUGGUUCUUUUCAACCUCUACGAUGAAUGGCUGAAGUCGAUAUCGCCUUACACAGCCUUCUCUCGAUUGAUCCUUAUCCUUCGAGCUCUUCAUGUUAACAUUGACAAGGCCAAGAUCAUUCUCCGACCCGACAAGAGUGUGAUUACCCAAGAGCAUCAUAUCUGGCCCUCUCUGUCUGAUGAGGACUGGAUCAAGGUUGAAGUGCAACUGCGUGAUCUGAUUCUGAACGACUAUGGCAAGAAGAACAAUGUCAACGUCCAGAGUUUGACCAGCAGUGAAGUUCGUGACAUCAUUCUGGGUAUGGAGAUCAGUGCACCUUCGUUGCAGCGACAGCAGGCGGCCGAGAUUGAGAAACAACAGGAGGAGCAGAAGCAACUCACAGCUGUUACCACAAAGACACAGAAUGUCCGUGGUGAGGACAUCAUUGUCACAACCACGUCUCAGUAUGAACAGCAGUCGUUUGCAUCCAAGACCGAAUGGCGGACUCGGGCCAUCGCGACAUCCAACCUCCGCACGAGAGCGAACAACAUCUACGUCUCCUCGGACGAUAUCCAGGAAGAGGGUUACACUUACAUCAUGCCCAAGAACGUUCUCCGACGAUUCAUCACAAUCGCCGAUCUCCGUGUGCAGGUGGCUGGGUACCUCUACGGUAGCUCACCCCCUGACAAUGAGCAGGUGAAGGAGGUCCGCACUAUCGUCAUGAUUCCUCAAGUUGGAAACACUCGUGAUGUGCAGUUGCCACACCAGUUGCCUCAGCAUGAGUACCUAAACUCCCUGGAGCCUCUUGGAGUGAUCCACACCAUCUCCGGAAACGAGCCCCCGUACAUGACUCCUAUGGAUGUAACGCAGCACGCCCGCUUGAUGAACGCGCACCCCACAUGGGACAAGAAGACGGUUACCAUGACUGUUUCCUUUACUCCGGGAUCUGUCUCCCUCGCUGCUUGGGGUCUCACACCUCAGGGAUACAAGUGGGGAGCUGAGAACAGAGACACUGCCUCUGAUCAGCCGCAAGGAUUUUCCACUAGCAUGGGUGAGAAGUGUCAACUGCUACUCAGUGACAAGAUCCGCGGAUACUUCUUGGUCCCCGAAGAUAAUGUUUGGAACUAUAGCUUUAUGGGAAGCUCAUUUGGCGGUGUCGAUAAGCGACCGGUCUACGUCAAGAUCGAUACACCUUUGAGAUUCUACGAUGACCAGCAUCGUCCUUUGCACUUCCAGAACUUUGCCGAAUUGGAGGAUAUUUGGGUCGACCGAUCGGAUAACUUUGCAUAGACGACGAAUAGUUAAGGGCGUUGAAAGAGUUUUUUUCCUUUCUAUUUUUUCUUUACCUUUUGCGAUUAUGACUACACCAUACCUUUAUGGCGCUGUAUUUUGAGUUUUUUUUUCAUG